Messenger RNA from Plutella xylostella (diamondback moth), 1892 nucleotides. Its product is annotated as protein kinase C. Gene Ontology annotation, molecular function: protein serine/threonine kinase activity. The record is from RefSeq and is a predicted model, not a curated record. Gene Ontology annotation, biological process: intracellular signal transduction; phospholipase C-activating G protein-coupled receptor signaling pathway. Lineage: Eukaryota; Metazoa; Arthropoda; Insecta; Lepidoptera; Plutellidae. Gene Ontology annotation, cellular component: cytosol.
GGACAUGACAUUGGCAGAUUUGACAGCUGCGACGUUGUGUUGUUUUGAUUUGACUUGUGUUGCCCUGGGAAUCAAAAUCAUGCACAAAAUUACCGUCCGUCCGAUUCUGAUUCAGUCAAAAAACAAACAAUAACAUUAGAAUAUAAUUUAAAAUAGUCUUCUGAGUGUGUGCAAGUCUUGCCCCAUCAAGGUCACAUCACCCGCACCAAGCAGCUGUGCCUUUGUAUUUCAAUUAAGCUCAGCCACAGUUAUAAGUGGGUUAAUCGUAGUUACUGCCACGGAUAUAAAUUCUUAAAGCCUCGUCAACAUGUUCACUGGGACCUUGCGAAUGCAAGUAUGCGAGGCAACUGGACUUAAAUCUCCAGAUUCCUCGAAACGAAAUAAUACUAUCUUAGGAUCAUCUGAUCAACUGAUUGAUGCAUAUGUGACCAUUGAUGCUGAUGAUGAGCACAUUGAUCGCUCUACCACAAGACCCAAGACCCUGGAUCCGGUGUGGAAUGAAACUUUUGUACAUGAGGUUCACGAUGCCAGCAAUUUAACCAUCUCAGUAUUCCACGAUGCUUCACUGGCAUUGGACAAGUUUGUUGCAAAAUGUAAAAUUUGUUUUGAUGAUUUGAUGGAUAAAGAAUCAUCAGAUUUUUGGGUGGAUUUAGAACCCCAAGGUAAACUGCAUCUGAAAAUAGAUCUCACAAAUAAUGCUAGUGAAGGCUCUCAGAAUGGUUCAGCGUCCCUGGAGGGUCAGUUCCCGGUGCGCCGCGGCACUAGACACCGCGUGCACCAGGUCAACGGACACAAGUUCAUGGCCACCUGUCUGCAGAGACCCACCUUCUGCUCACAUUGCACCGAUUUUAUUUGGGGUUUCGGCAAACAAGGCUAUCAGUGCCAAGUUUGUAUGUACGUGGUUCAUAAACGAUGCCAUCUUAAUGUCGCAACAAAUUGUCCAGGAAUAAAAGAGGAAGUCAAUACGCAGAGUUCGUUCAACGUGAACAUGCCGAGCCUCUCUCUGCUGAAGUCCUACAAGCGCUUCUCCUAGUCACCGACCGCUCCCGUCCACAGAACACAGCAGUAGCUGCACAAUAUUAUAUUACACCUUGUGUACCUAGAACUAGAAUUUAUAUUUAAUGUGUGUGCACAAAAUUCUAAGGCCCUUUACUGGCAAUUUAUAAUCAAAGAUCUGAUCAACAGAUAUUUUAUUUGAUGUCGAUAACUUAUUUAUUUUUAUACCUACGCGUAAUUGAUACGUCAAGUGUCCGCCUUUAUGUAAAACCAACUCAAAUAUUGUACCUAACCUACCACUAAAAUUUGGUAAGUACUAAGUACUAUCUAAUGUGCCUUACUCGUAAUAUGAACUUGGUAAAAGUAAACUGAAAUAUACAUUAAUGUAUCACUUAUUUAGGUAUGUCAUGUAUUGCAACAUAACUCUUUGUAAGCAUACCUAUUAUUAUACUCCUAUGAAUAAGUAAUAUAAUCCUAAAUUAUGUGCCUUAAAUGAAAACCAACUCUUCAAUUGCCCAUUAUACGUACCGAAUGUCUAGUAAGGUAAACUUAGUAAUAACGCAUCAUGCCAUCGUAUUGCUUUUAAUUGGUGGUAAUGGUAGUAAGACCCAUUUGUUAUAGUGUCUGAUAGCACCUAUAGUGUUUUGUUUGUAAAGGCACUCAAUAAGCACAUUUUGAUCGAUGUUUAGUUCAGCACAAUAUUUAACUGAUAUUCGAAUAAGUAUCAAUAAUAUAUUAUUUAUUUAAUAAAUAUUGUUAAAAUGUAAAUUAUAUAAAUUAUGUAAAUAAUUUUAUGUUAAAAAUAUUUUAUGAUGACUAUGUAUUCAUUUUUGUUAAACCAACGGUGUGAUUAUUGCAAGAAAUACAAAAAUCAUACAAAACCUGUAAAAGUUUAU